Podarcis lilfordi (Lilford's wall lizard) is the source of this 15646-nucleotide messenger RNA. NCBI's taxonomy places the organism in Eukaryota, Metazoa, Chordata, Lepidosauria, Squamata, Lacertidae. The record is from the annotation of a GenBank genome assembly.
AUGCGCCCAGCUGAGAGGCACCCGGGCGCCUGCGCAGAACAGAACUUUUCUCUCGGCGCGCCUGCGCGGAUGCUGACUCCCCCCCCCUUCCCUCAGCUCCAGCCCUUAACGUCAAGCACGCGAAGGCAGCUGAGCCCACCCGCUUUCCGUAGGGCCUCUCCCGGAAGUGCGCGGCCGAAGCGGGAGGCACCGGAAGCGUUCCUGAGGAGAGAGGUCGCGCAGGGCGGGGAAAGAGGAGGCUUGCCUGACAGGGGCCAGACCCGGCGGCAGCGGAGGAAGGAGGAGGAGGACGGAGGCAGCGCCGUUCCCGGUGAGUGAAGGGCAGGCCGAGGAAGAGGAGGAGGCGCUGUCGGUGUCCUGAGGGGGGGCGGCCCUCUCGAAAAUAAAUACACCCCCCACCAUACAAAGCGGGGGGAGGGUGACGCGUUCGAGGGGGGAGGGGCGUUGCUUGGAGCCCCUGCGCGGCACGUCACAGUCGCCUCUCCUCAGCCCCCGCCCACGGCUCUACGUUAUAGGACCCUGGGGAACACGUCAUCAUCUGGGUGUGACGUAAUCUGGCCGGUGCUCUCCCCCCCGCUUACCACGCCCCCCGUGUUUGCCUCAUAGAUCCCAGGUGCUUCCCCCCCCCCCCCAAUGCCAUCUCUCUGCUGGCACCUCCAGACUUUCAUUGAUACCAAUUUACCCUUCAAGGGAGGGGCCAAAGGCUGCUUUUUCUUAAAAUAAUAACAAUUCAGGGUAAAUUGGUAGCAAAUUCGUGUCUGUGGAAACACCUGCAGGGAGCACCAGGGACUAUGAAUGGCUCCUAGCCACGAUGGCUAUGCCCUGCCCUCUGCGGUCGGAAGCCGUGAUGCUUCUGAAUGCCGGCUGCCAGAGGCCACAGGAGAGGAGAGUGUUUCUCUCGUGCUCAGGUCCCGCUUGCAGGUUUCCCAGAAGAGGCACCUGGUUGGCCACCGUGAGGACAGGAUGCUGGCCUAGAUGGGCCAUUGGCCUGAUCCUGCGGGGCUUUUCUUACGUUCUCAGCGGAGUGAGUCGCAUGCAGAUUGCACAGCAGGCACUUUCCUUAAUGCUACCGUUAUGGAUUAGGGUGUGAAGCCAACCAUCGUCUAGCGGCCCAGGAUUGUCUGCUCAGCAGCCAUCUCUUAGGUCUCAGGCAGAGCAGGGCCAACCAAGGAGGUCUUGAUAUUCCGCCAUGUGUAUUCUGCCCUUUUCGGGGGUGACAUUUGCAGAGCAGCACUGCAGUGGCAGCUAUCACAUGUCCAGACACCAGGCACCUGCAGAUUUCUUGUGCAUGGUGUAAUAUGAUUAUAAAGAAUGCCUAACAUUCCCUGUGGGGCCUGUGCAUAUGUUUUUCCUCCGUUAUAAUAAUAAAUUAGUAGUAAUCACAUUUCCAAUGGUUUUCUGUAAAUGAGGCACUAUACAUAAAAUACACAGGCCAAACUUUUAUAAGCUAAAUAAGACAAGGCACACAAGGUGAAGUGAAUUAUUUUGGGUAUAGAUCAUCUGUUAAUACAUCACCGGCAAGGACAAACAAACUGAAUGCAUACAGAAGGUGAUAAAUUCCUCUUUCUUGGAAAUCAUAUAAUUGUAGAGUUGGAAGGGAUCCCAAGGAUUAUCUAGUCCAACCACCUAUACUGCUAGAAUCUCAACUAAAUCAUACGUGACAGAUGGUAAUCCAACCUCUGCUUAAAAACCUCUAAGGAAGGAGAGUCACCUCUACUGGGAGUCCGUUCCACUGUCAAACAGCUCUUACUGUCAGAAAGUUCUUCCUGAUGUUGAGUUGGAAUCUCCUUUUUUGUAACUUGAAGCCAUUGAUUGGUACGGGUACUACCCUCCUGAGUGGGAGGAAACAAGUUUGCUCCAUCUUCUAUGUGUCAAUCUUUUGCAUAUUUAAAGAUGGCUGUCAUAUCUCUUCUCAGUCUCCAUUUUUACAGGCUAUACAUACCCAGCUCUCUCAACUGUUCCUCAUAAGGCUUGGUUUCCAGACCCUUGAUAAUAUUGGUUGCCAUUCUCUACACACGUUCCAGCUUAUCAAUAUCCUCUUUAAAUUGUGAUGUUCAGAACUGGACACAGUUUUGUGUCAUCUGCAAAUUUGAUGAGCAUCCCCUGAAUACCUUCAUCCAAAUAGUUUAUAAAGAUGUUGAACAACAGUGAACCUCUGACAGAACCCUGUGGCACCCCACUUGUCACUUUUUCCCAGGAUGGUGAGGAACUGUUAGUGAGCACUCAGUUGGUCAACCAGCUACAAAUCCACCUAACAGUAAACUUGUGUUCCAGCAGAUAUCGGAAUAGUUGAAAUCUCCCAUGACUCCUUUUUGAAUGUUUUGUAAUCUCUGUAUGAGGGCAUCACCCAAGUCUGUCAUGGAAGUCUAUAGCAGACACCUUCAGUAAGGUCACUGUUGUUUCCCUCUCCUACAGUUUUUACCCAUAUACUCUCAAACUGUCUGUCAUGCUCCAAGUCAUGCAUCUCUUCACAAGUGUAAACAUCCUUUACUUAUAAUGCUGCCACUUCUCCAUUUCUGUUUGAUGUAUUCCUUUUGAACAGAUUUUGCAAUUUCAGUCACGAGUCUCAUCCCACCAGGUUUUAGUAAAGCCUACAUGGUCAUAUUUGCCAUCCUGUUUUAAAAGCUCCAAUUCAUCUUACUUGUUUUCUAUACUCUGUGCAUUCGUGUAGAUACAACUGAAACCAUGAGUCAUUUCACUGCACAGUGGUCCUUCUAUAGAAACUACAUGGGGCCCUCUUAACACAGAAUAUGGGCAGGUGUCUUUUAACCCAUUUCCACUGCAGGCUGCAGUCUUUUCUGCAUCUUUUGCACGUUGAUUCAACUUGCCUAGAUGUGCAUGAGCCACCCUAAAAAGGCACUAGAAGCCCCGUUUUCUCUCUACUGUCUUAACAAAUAUGGCCUCCCUACUCUCAAUUCACUUAUUUCCUCCCCACCAGCCCAGCAACUUCUUGUAGCAAUGCAGGAAAAAGAAACCAAUCAAUUAGUCCUGCCUGCGUAUUAUAGGCAUACUGUUCUGACAUUUUUUGCUUUUGCCCACUGCAUGAUGGGCUAGAAAUAUGAGCGGUUUUCCAAAAAAAUAAAAUAAAAUGUAAGCUCUGGGCCUUUCUUUUUUCUGGUUCUGUGGUGGCUCCACUUUCUCAACACCAGGUGGCAGCAACAGACUCUUUUCUUCUCGCCUAUGAUCAAUUACUACUGACAGAACAGCAUAUUGUGUGGUUCUGCUAGUUUUUGAAACAGAAUUUAUUUUACUUGCUUUACAGAAAAUCUGUAUGUAUUCCUUUCCUCAGAGAAAGAGCUGCAUUGAGAGCUUAAUUUUGAUGAGGAAAUGGGCUGGAGAGCAAGGGUUUAAAGAACCUCUCUUCUCUUCAUCAGCCUUCAGAUUGGCGUCUCAGGCUAUCUAUAUUUUGUAAAACAAGAGUGUAAAGAGAAUUUCAGGCCAAUGCAAAAAUACAAAAAUGCAAUUCAUCAGGGUUUUGUUUGCUUGGGGAGGAGCUUAACACAGUGGUAGAUCAUAGGGUUUUCAUGGUUGCUGUGAUCUCAAUUUAAAAGGAUCAGGUAGUAAGUCAGGCUUCCUCAAGCUUGGCCCUCCAGAUGUUUUUGGCCUACAACUCCCAUGAUCCCUAGCUAGCAGGACCAGUGGUCAGGGAUGAUGGGAAUUGUAGUCUCAAAACAUCUGAAGGUCCGAGGUUGAGGAAGCCUGUAGUAAGUGUUGAGAACCAUCUUCUGUAUCCCACCCUGGGGAACUGCUGGUCGUUUAAGAUGGGCAGUACUGGGCUAGGUGUACCAGUAGUCUCUCUCCUGAUAUGUCCGCUAAAUAAGCUGCCUCUAUCCUCAUGUGGAUCAUUUGGUUCCUAGCCUAAUUUGUCCUGAGGUGGGUGGGCAGCUGUAAUAGCUCCACCAAGGGUUCUUGAAUUCAGUUGUGACCAGCCCUGCUACUACUUAACUCAGACCACAAGCUUAAUCCUAGUCAACAGUGUGAUGCAGCAGCUAAUGCUAUUCUAGGCUGCAUCAACAGAAGUUUAGUGUCCAGAUCAAUGGAAGUAAUAGUACCUCUCUACUCUUCCUUGGCCAGACCACACCUGGAGUACUGUCUCCAGAAGAGAUUGAGAGGAGAUAUGAUAGCUAUCUUCAAAUAUGUAAAGGGUUGACACAUGGAAGAUGGAGCAAACUUGUUUUCUCCUGCACUGGAAGGUAGGACGCAUACCAGUGGCUUCAAGUUACAAGAAAGGAGAUUCCGACUCAACAUGAGGAAGAAAUUUCUGACAGUAAGACCUGUUCGACCGUGGGGUGGAAGGUGGUGGCCUCUCCUUCCUUAAGGCUUUUUAAGCAGAGGUUGGAUUGCCAUCUGUCAUGUAUACUUUAGCUGAGAUUCCUGAAUGGCCAGGGGUUCGACUCGAUGACCCUCGGGAUCCCUUCCAACUCUACAAUUAUAUGAUUCUAUAGCUAUUAUUUCCCCACUCUGACACAUCGUUCACAUUUUGAGGAAGCAAAUUCAGCAGAUUAGCUAAACACUGUACAGUUAAAAUACUACUUUGUUGUCCUGAAUCUCCCACCAUUCAUCUUCAUUGGAUAACCUCGUUGGGUUUUAGUAUUAUAUCAGAGUGGGGAGGAAAAAAAAAUAUCUCUCUACUCCACAUGUUUUCCACGCUCCCUCUUUUCACAUUUCUUCUACGCCAGGGGUGCCCAAACUUUUUUCAAAGAGGGCCAGAUUUGAUGAAGUGAACAUGUGUGAGGGCCAACCAAUGUUGUUGACCUUUCUUUUUAGGAUUGGGCUUGUUGAGCUUUUUUUAGGAUUUUACCCCAGGAGAUAGACUGCCAUAGGGGCCAGAUAUUAAACCAACUGGCAGGCUGGAUUACACCCCCGAAAUGGACUUUCCAUAUGCCUGUUCUACACUAAAUAGUCUCAAAUGUUUGUAAUAUUUCCUCAAAGGAGAGUUGUGCCAGGCCAGUGAAAAUUUUGGUUACUGUUUUUUCCAGGCCUCCACUAUGCUUUUUGAGAUGUGGUAAACAGUAUUCCAGGUAUGGUCACACCAUAAAUUUAGUUAUAGUACUACAUCUAGACUUUGGCGUCUGUUAAGUUAUUUCACCAUGCUUUUGAUUCUAAGUAACCCUCUGUGUAAGCAUAUUAGACACAGAAGAGAGUUAAUGGCGGUUUUGCUGGCUGGGGGUGGGGGUCUUUUUCACUGACUUGACUUUGAAAAAACUGCCUUCUGGGAAGUGGUGGCAGUUCCUGGAGUGCUAACUGAAAACCUUUUUAACACCAAAUCCAUUUUUUUGGCUCACUUUCCUUACCAUCAGUUACACUGCAUCAACUCUGUGGUUUAGCAUUUGAAAUCAACGUUGCAGUAGUAGUUUUAAGUUGUGCUUAACGCUAAGCAAAAUCCUUUGGACUUAACUCGGACAUCAUGUUUCCACCUCCCUAUUCUUCCUCUUUCUACAUAUAGAUUUCCUGGCUUGCGUGAAUCAUAGUUUGAACCAGAUUAUGUCUGAACCAAACCACUGACAUCUCACGCUGUCAUUGUGUAGCAGACAUACAAAUGUGCUGAAAGCCUCUGGUCUUUGCUGCAUCCAGAGCAAUAUGAAUUCAUUGGAAAUACAGUCAUACCUCCGUGAACAUCCACCCCCUUGAUCGUACAUUUUGGCGGACGUCCAUGGCAAACCCAGAAGUACCGGAACGGGUUACUUCUGGGUUUGCCACUUUGCACAUGUGCUGAAGCGCAAAACCGCUCGACGCACACAGUGACGCUCUGUCAAGCGUCUCUUUCGUCAAGCGUCCAGGGCUCCAGAACGGAUCCUGGAUGCUCAACGAGGUACCACUGUACAUUCAAAAUGGAACUGCCAUUUUGUUUGAAAGCUGGAUGUUGUUGAAUGUAAGGUGGUUCUUCGGGCAUGAAUCCAAAGACAUCUUCUCUUGCCAAAGCCAUAUGGACUGUUACUGAAUCAGCAGGCCCAUUGUGCGUGGGGAAUUCAGGUAGCCCUCAGCCAUGGUAGAGCGUUCAAGAACUUCCUUCUUCCAUUUUUUUACAUCUUGUGUUGAGCAUCUGUGCCUAAAGAACAGCCAGAUAAGGCUUCACAGCUUCUAGAUACCUGAGUGAUCCUGUUAAAAAAAAAGGCAUUUUAAACUAUCAUUUAUUUCUCAUUUUCUGGGGCCAGCAUGUCUCCAGUACCUUUGUCUUCCAAAGACCUGAAACAUUUCAAAAGAAUAAAAACAAUAGUCCUGCAAGGGAGUGAGAAUGCUUUUGAUAGUGCUUUUUCUAAGGACUUCCGCUUGAAAACAAUUAACCAGGGCAUUUGAUUAGUCAGUCAGAAGUCUGAACAUCACAGCCCUGCUUCUUGCACUUUUUAAGACUUUGGAUUGGAUCCAUUUCCACUUCAGCCAGCAACAGCUUCAGCCGCUGAUAGUGGAUGUGGGAGGUUUGAUCACACUAGUCAUUCAAGCUUGCAAAGGCAGGAUAAAGGCAGCACAAAGAGUUGUUACUUUAUGGUCAGGAAUGGACCCCAACUGGUGUGUCCUAAAUCUUUGUUUAAAUGCUAUUUGUGAAUUUCUUCUGUAAAAUGUUUGAGAACCACUGUAGGCCGCAUACUGCUAAGGGGGGUUGCUGCUUCUUUCAUACUAAAGAUUUGCACAAACCUUAAAUAUUCGAAGUUAACAUACGAUAUUAUCUGCAUAGACAUGCACUAAUGUAUGGAUUCAUAGCGUAUUCUAGUCCUGAAAGAGAUUCCUGUAGUAACGGAGCACCUAAUCUCUUAAAAUAAGGGACCUGCCCUUCACUUUUGCAGAAUACCUUGGUUGCGUGAGAGGAUGGAGCAGGAUUAUUGGCUGCUGAGUAUAGUCAACUUUCUGGUGGAUAUCCAUGUGCUGAGAUUGUUUGAAGUGCUGGGUAAAUGCUGCCUUUCAGGGCAUGUCUUACUAUAGUGUUAAACGGUUAAGUCUUUUUAAAAAAGAAAAAGAGAAGCCAUCAUGACGGAUGAAAGCCACUCAUUCUUCAUCUACCCUUUUUUCAGUACCUGGGACCAUUUCUGACCUGGUAAUUGUGACCAUGGCUACGAGGAUAAUAUGCCGAAGAUUUGCAGGGCAGCCUUGCAGGGCAGCUGCGUUUUCUACUACAAGCAAGGCUGGGGGCAAGACAGUAUUCUUCCGAAAGGCAGAAGAAGGCGGCCAGCCCACCAAAGAGGCGGGAGAGAGCUCUAAACCCGCCACCAUGCUCAAACUCUGGAAGCCUGCAGAAUACCGGGUGUCUUUUAAUCCAUCCGCCUACCCAGGAACCAAAGCCAUAUCUCGUGAGGAAGCCUCGAGAAGUUUGGAGGAGGGUUCGCUAGAAAGUGACUGUCCCAGGAUUAGUGCCAAACCGUUACAGAAUGCCUGCAACGUUACCUGCUCACGGAAGCUUUCGAGCACGCAGAACACACUGCUGGAUUUGGAAGGCAAUCACACUCGGCCCAUCCAACCUUCUUUGGAGCAGCCAACUAAACUGGACCCCGUGAAAGACAACGGGGAAGCAGCUGACGUGGAGGCUUAUGACCCUAAGGAAGAUAUCAGGCUGUUCCAGAAGCAAAGGCCCGAAUACAGAUCUCUGUGCUACAACCGAGACGAGUUCCCUCAGCCCAUUUCCAUGGAAGAACGUGACCGGAUAUUGCAGAAAAUCUCUGUGUUGAAAAGUAGCCUGAAACCAAGAGCAAUCGCAGAGUAUUUCUUCAAGCUGAGCUGCUUGCCAGCUGAACAACAAGUAAGCAUGAAGUCUAACCCAAGGUUUGCUGUGCUGUGCCGCUAUGGAAUUGAGAAGGUCCAGCUCUUUGAUAUUUCUGAGCUCAUGAUGGUUUUAGAAGCAUUUGUCUGCCUGGCCAUCCCACCCUCCCACUCUAUGUUGAAUGUGUACGAAGCGGAGUGCUGCCGCCGGGUCUGGGGCAUGACGCUAGACCAGCAGCUGAUGGUGGCUGACCUGUGGCGCUGCUUAGGCCGCAGCGUCCCCCAGUACUUGGAGAGCAUGCUGAGCUGUGUCAACGUGCGUUGGAAGGAACUCUCUUUGCCCCACGUGGUCCAGCUGGUCUACAUCAUAGGCGAAGGCCGUAAAGCCCCUGAAGAGUUAAUGAAGAAAUUAGACUUCUUGGUGUUAAAACAGUUGGACUCUCUCAAUCUAGAGGAAGUGGGUGCCAUUUGCUUAGGGUUCUUCAAGUCACACAAUGGUCUUUCAGAACAUACCAUGCGGAAAAUUGGAGAUAAAGUCUCUGCCCGUAUGUCAGACAUGAGCUCUUUUGCCUUGGUGAAUGUCCUCAAGAUGUACCGUUACACUCAUGUUAUUCAUCUUGACUUUAUGAAUCAGCUUGGGAAUGUUGUUCCUCCCAUGAUACCAACUAUAGGCAUUCAAGGUGUCAUGCACAUCACCCUUGCCUGUUCGGCUUUGCAUUAUCUGGAUGAAAGGAUUAUGAACGCUGUUGCUGCCUCUUUGCCUUCCAGAGUUUCUUAUUGCCGGAGCAAAGAUAUUGCCAAAUUCUUGUGGUCAUUUGGAUGCUUGAACUAUGAGCCCCCCAAUGCAGAGGAGCUUUAUGCCAGCCUCGAGGAAGAGAUGCGCGCAAAGAUGCAUGAAAUCCAGAAAUUCCCGGAGCAUUUCCUCACCUUUUUGUUAGCUCUGGCAUUUGCAGAGCGAUUCCCAAACGACUUGAUAGACUACGCUUUGGGUCCUGAGUUUGCAGAAUUAAUCAGCAAGAGUGAAUUUGACCUUAGCAAGGACUUGUUCACUCUGGAUGGCACGGUGGAGAUUGAAUGCCCCAGUUACACAGGCCAUCGCCUUGAGCCGCGGCUUAGGCAAGAGGUAGCAGAGAUGCUGUGGAACGUUGCCAAGAAGGAUAUUUUAACGAAGCCGGAAUCGACUGAAGCUCUGUCUCUACUGGGGGAGAUGUUGGGUGGGCCCCAGUAUGUCAAAAGUCACAUGCUCUUGCCUCAUACCAGAUCUGUUGAUUUGGAGAUUCGUUUCGACUCUGACCGAAAGCCGCUGCCGUUUAACUCUCAGGCAGUUGUAAAAUUGGAGCUGAAAGAAAGUGGAGUUUCCCUUACAGAUGACUUGAUGAGUCAGCUUUUAAACAGUAGAUCUAGUAGCCAAUCGCCCAUGAAUAAUACUGAAAGCAAGAUAGAAACGUCUACCCCAUUGCCACAGGAUCCACCCCCACCCACUUGGGAUCAUUUUACGUUUUCGAACGGAGUUCCACUGACGAGCGCCAUCUUGAAUGCUUUAACCAAACCCAAGGCCUCUUCGUGCGAAGCUCCAGCCCCUUGGUUGAAUGAGUUGCAAGGCCAGGAUGUGAUACUAGCCGUCCAGGUGUCUAGCAAGAACCACUACUGCUACAGCACCAAACGCCUUCUGGGGUUCCACAGUUUGAAAAGGAGGCAACUCCGUCAAAUGGGAUACGUAGUGGUAGAACUGCCCUUCUGGGAGUGGCUGCCUUUGCUCAGACGUAGCCGGUCGGAAAAGCUGAGCUAUUUACACCACAAAGUGUUUGGCGCUUUAGAUGACAUAGGUAGUCAGUGACCCGUCUGCAGGUUUUCAGAACCAAAAUUCUGAAAAGUUUCCUCACACACUGAUGCUCUUGGUCUCGGGCAAUGUAGCUAGGUAGUUUAGCAUUGCUGUAUAAUGUACCUUUUCGAAGCUGCUUGGUUGCCAGCAUCUCUUUGCAGGGUCUGUGCUUCAGUAUUCUUAGGAAUGGCAACAUACCCCUGAAAUGGUCCCUAGCUUGCGAAUGUCUCGCAGUGAUUAUCCUGUAAAUAAAAUGUUUAUUUGAAUAGAAUUUUAAAUGUGCUCUUUUUCCUCCCUGGAGUGACAGCUAGCUUAUUUGAAAGUGAACAGGGAGCAGGGAAAGCUCUUCAAGCGUUAAUGGUACCAAUGCAGUCCAGUGGUAAUGUCUAGAUGUAAUCCCCAGUUCACUUAUCACUCUAAAUGAGUCUUAUUCUCCAUCGGCAAAAUGAGAAUUACCUUUGCCUACAUAACCGGGUGGGCUAGGAGAAAUGUGAGCGAGAGUGAUGCUGUAAAGUGCUUGGCAUUUUAAACUGUGUAUUUUGUUUUUUACAAUCUCUUCUAGAAGAGGCUCUCCUUUGUUGGAAAUUUUUGAACCGAGCUUGGGUGGCCAUCUGCCAGAGAUUCUUUAGCUGUGACUAGAUGGCACUUGGGGUCCCAUCCAGCUCUACAAUUCUAUGAUUCUAGGAAAGGCAUUGUGGGUAAUAUGGAGUGUUCACAUAAACUUAAUAGGUUUCCACCAUCCUUUAUUACACUUUAAUCACCUUCUUGUUUAGAAUCCCUGGGUGGAGCUUAUGGGUGGAUUUUUCUGCUGUUCCAAAUGAAUGACUGGAACACACUUUGAAUGGAUUAAUCCACAUUUAUUGAUCUUGAGUGCACAAAACAGUGAUUAAUAAGGAAUUAUCCUUCAUCAAUUCCUUAAUUAAUAAGGAAUUGCCCACUUAAGAUUCCCAAUUGCAGAAAUAUAGGCAAAUAAUGUUAAGAGCCACUGCUAUUCAUACACAGUUUUUCUGUGGCAUGGGAUUUAUUGCCUUGCCUUUGCUUUACAGGUGGCAUAUAGUUUUUGAAAGGGGUUUUUCAUGAUUUUUUUUGUCAACAUCCCUAUAGCAUUGCAUGCUUCCCUCUGUCAAGGCUUGUAGGGUUUAGAAAGUCUCAGAUUAUUAUUUUUUUUGGCAGGGGCACAGGCAGCAGCAUUCUACUUUAAAGCUAAAAUUGGGCUGUGACCUAUAGCUGUUUCCAAGUUUCAUACAUAUUUUCAUCUGGCUCCAUAAGCUGAAUGCUUUCCUGGCAAAGGGGCAUAAUUCUCAAAUGCAGAAAUGUGGUAGUGAUGUCUUUUAGCUUCCUGGACAGCCCGGGGCAGUGUUGUCAAUAGCUACUCCCCUCUGGCAAGUAUGAAUCUCAUUCAAGCAAGGAAGCUUUUGUAAAAUGGAAGCCCCUGACCCUUAAACAGCUUUUGAUGUGCCACAAAUGGCAAUGCAGGUAUGUUUGCUCACACGGGCUUGUUUAAAAAAAGAAUAUUCUGUUGGCUAGUUUGCAAGGCUUAUGUAGUCUGUUACAACAUAGGCUUGGCUGAAAGCAAAAUGUUUCUUGCAUUUCGCUUGACUUUUGUGGCUAAGCUCCUAAGAUAAACUAGGUUUUGGGGGAGAGGGGUGGGAUGUAGAGCUGGGUAACAAGCAAGGAUUUGGUAGAACACCACACAAGGAAUUUUCACUCAAAGGAGAAAAUGGGCAUCAGCAGACAUAUGACGAAUUUGGGACAGCAAGGGUCCUUUUAGGCAGCCUCAUAAUGGAGAGGAAAGGCUUGUUGCACCACCCUGUUCCCCUCAAAGCAUCUCAUCUGUGGGCUAGUGGAAUGAAUGCCUUUCCAUCUCUAUACUUGCUUCUGCACUCCCACCUUAGGGACCUUUCCUCACCCAUCAUCGCUCCUGCAAUAGGAAGGUACAAGCAACACCUGCUGCAUGACCUCAAGUUGUUAGAUUUCUGGGAUACCUUCCUUGGAAAACCUUUAGGAGACGCUCCUUGCUGCAGCACUCGGAGUCAAAGUAGACAUCAUUCUUAACUGUGUGGCUAGGAAACUGCCUGCUGGCUUCCUACAGGCAUCUGGCUGGCCGCUGUGAGAACAGGAUGCUGGACUAGAUGGGUCUUUGGUCAGCUCUUCAAUACGCACAGGUUUUAGUUCUUUUUAAUAAGUGAAGGAGCAUUGUUCACCGGGAGUGCAGUGCCCAGGGGGGCAAGGUCACUCUAACCUUUUCCUUCCCAUAUGAGAUCCCCAUGAAAAUUCCACCACUUUGAGGCCAGGGGAGAUGCUCCCAUUGGCUAAGUGAGGGGUGGGAUCUUAUGACAGCACAAGUAGAAUAAAAUCUAGUUUUGGCCUUCCAUGACAACAUGAAGCUGAGCGUAGCACCCCUUGCAUCCUGCUAGACCAGUGGUUCUCAAAACAUUUUUCUCUGGGACAUACCUUUAGAAUAAAAAUUUCCUUGCGCCACACCAUUUUUAAAAUUAUGAUAAAUACAUUGGAAGACAAAAAAAGAAACAACUACCAGUGCCUGAUUCAUAACAUAGAACACAACUACUUUAUAAUAUGAUCAUGGGACAUCCAGAAAGUAUAAAACAGUCCAGCUAAAUAAGAAUGUGAUUUCCAAAAUAUAAUUAUAAAUGAGCCUCUUACAUACAGGUAUGUACAUUAAGCAGGUAUACAAACUCAAUGAGGGGUGUGAGAUUGCUUUUGCCAGGUAAUCUCAUUCAUAUUAGGUCUAAUUUGAGGCAAACUCUUAUCUCAUCAACACAAAGAAGCCUUUCUCUUUUCCAAUCUUUCUUUACUUGUCAUAUCCCUGUUCACAACAAUAUGUCAUGGAGAACUGCAGAACAAUAGCCCAUGCUCUUGAAGAGAGGUAUGGAUAUGGUUUCUGGCUGUAUAUCCGAAAAGAGUCCAGUAGCAUACUCCUGUGUUUCAUUUUCAAGGUACAAACACUUAAAACGCAGGCCAUUUCCUCCUCAUUCAAUGUCAGUCCUGAACAGCUGCAAUUUGCAAAGGUGUCUCUAACCCAGUCUAAAUUUUCUGCAGAUGAUGGGAAGUAAUGGUCAAUCUUUUCUACCAGUGUUGCAAGCUGUUCCUGUACGAGGCCAUGUAAUUCAUUGUCUUUUUACCUGCGGGAACAUUUUCAGGGUAUGUUGCUGAAGCUUUUUUGUUUUUGUUUUUUUAAUGCAGCUUGUUUUGUCUGUAGCUGUGAGGAUAUUGUCAUUGUGGGCUUGCAUACUGGCAUUGAGCUCAUUCAGCUGGGUAAAGAUAUUGACCAAGUACAGUGGUGCCUCGCAAGACGAAAUUAAUCCGUUCCGCGAGAGUCUUCGUCUAGCGGUUUUUUCGUCUUGCGAAGCAAGCCCAUUGACGGAUUAGCGCUAUUAGCGCUAUUAGCGGUUUAGCGGCUAUUAAAGGCUUAAAGGCUUAGGGGAUUAGCUGCUAAAAGGCUAUUAAAGGCUAUUAAAGGCUUAGCAGAUUAGAUAAAGGGGGGGGAAAGCCAAAAAAAGUCUCAAGACUCGCAAGAUAUUUUCGUCUUGCGAAGCAAGCCCAUAGGGGAAUUUGUCCUGCGAAGCAACUUCAAAACGGAAAACCCUUUCGUCUAGCGGUUUUUCCGUCUUGCGAGGCAUUCGUCUUGCGGGGCACCACUGUAUGCCAGCCUUGCACACCAGUCCUUGGCAUUCAGUUGGUGCUACUCGUUCCAAAAGCUCUUAAUUCGUUCUUCAGUUCCAAUACCCAAUCUAAAACUUCUGCACGACAGCCAGUGAACCAAACUAAAUGUUUCUUUGAUUGUCCUUGAAUCUUCCCACUGCACUUGCCAUCUCCUGCCUCACCCUUUGAGAUCUACUGUGCUAGACCUGCUACCUUUCUGUCAGCACUCAGCCUUUGCUGUCCUGGAUUCCCCCUUCCCAAACAGAUAAGAUUCUGCUUGUUGAAGGGAAUCGGAAGAUGUUGCCAGUAGGCAGGCUUCGUGCUUGAGGAGGGAACUAACCGAGCCUUCUCAGUGUCAACGUAAUCAUGGAUCAGAGAUCCGUCUCAAAGACCUUUUCAUUUAAAUGUAUAUUGGGAGUUAUUGCUGAGCUAAACCAGGGAGGGUGUUGACGAAACUCAAAAGGGGUACCAAGCUGAAAGCAGUGUUCAAAAAUAGCCAGGCACAUUUUGCAUCUGGCUAUCGGCCACUUGCAACCAAGGGAAGAUGCCUGGCACCAGGAAUGGUGCCUGACGUCUCAAACAUCUGCAGGUGCAUGCCUGGGGACCUUAGAUCUUGACUGUUUCCACACACCAGCAACACAUCCUGUAGAAUUCUGGCUGUGAUUGGCCCAAGGUCACCCAGUGAUCUUCGGGGCUGACUGGGGAUUUGAACCUUGGUCUCCCAUGUCUUAGUCCAACACUCCAACCAUUACGCCACACUGGCUCUUCUGUUUCCUGAGGAGAGGGAUGGUGGUCAUCAACCCUGGCCGUGACUGCAGGUUCUGCUCUCACAUCCAAGGACCAUCUUUUCAUCCAUCCUGCUUGAGCUGAUACGAUAGAAGCAGAGCUGUAGUAUAGGGUUACCAGACGUCCCUGGUUCCCGGGGACAGUCCCUGGAUUUGCAAAUCUGUCGCUGGACAAAUUCAGUCCCCAGAAUGUCCCCAGAUUUGCAAAUCUGUUCCUGGGAAACGUGGCAGUGGCAGCCUCCGCAGCCUGGAGCAAGCCUGUUAGCGCAGUUGGCUCUGGCUGGCUUGAAGAACUGCUCGCUGCCGUGGCACCCGCCAUUUUUCCUGCGCCACGGCAGCGAGCAGCUCCUGAAGCCAGCCAGAGCCAACUGCACUACCAGGAUGGCGCCUUCUGGGCAAUGGCUCCCAAGCCUCCCCUGAUCUGCCAAAACAAAGGGGGAAGGAGAUUGGGGAAGGCACGGGAGUCACGGGCAGGCGGUGUGCCGUUGCCCAGUUUUUUUUAAAAAAAAACUCUGCGCAUUUAUGUUUCACAGGGUGCAAAAUAAGGCCUUUGCACCUUUAUACAAUAUGCAUGUGUGCUUGGGCCCAGGGUCUUUUGCCUCAUCAUCCCCACUAUUGACUCCCUGUUGCUACUCGGCUUCAAAAAAAAAAAGUGUCCCCGGAUUCAUUGAAAAAAAUCUAGUAACCAUACUGUAGUACGGCGGGUCCUAGCUACAUCAGUUUUUCAUGCACUACAUCCAGGGUGGCGGAAACUUAUUCCAAGGCCCUUAUUCCCUUUCUGGGGGUGGGGGCACAUACAGUUGUGGCUGGAGCAAUGAACAUAAAUAUUAUGGUACAGUUGGCUGGUUUUUAUAUACACACACAAACGCACACCUCUGUUUUUCAUCCAGACAAGCAAGAGGCAUUAACAGAGUCCAAGCACACAUGCCAACCUGCCCAAACGCUCCAGGGUAGUAAGGGGUGUGCAGUGUUCAAAAUUAGCAGGGCACCAGGCACAUUUUGCACCUUGCUUUUGACCACUUGAGACCAAAUGAAGAUGCCUGGGUGCCAGGAUGGCGCCUGACAACUCUGUCAUCCAGAGGUGGAUGCCUGGGGAUCACUGGAUCUGGACUGUUUUCACACACUAAUACCACGUCCUGUAGAAUUCUAUCUGUUAUAUUUUGUCUGCACAAUUGGAAUGAAUUUCUGGGACCAAAAUGCUUUUUCUGUGCAGCCUGAGCAGGAGCAGCAGCCAUUAAGAAAAAGAGGUCGGAAUGAGCCUAUAUAUGUGUGUGUGGACUGUCCCUGGAUCAAAUGACUUUUCUUCUCUUUAAGUUCUCAGAGUUCUUAACCUGGCUCAGGGUUGUCUUCUGAACUAGCCAGAUGUUUAAUCAAUCACAGCCAGUCCAUCAUUUGAAAAAAUAGGACUUUAGAGCCGUCCAAAAUGGCAACUAGACAUUCCGUUUCGGUGACUGCAACCUUGGCUUGGUGAGUCAAUCUACCAAGGCCUGGAAAGCCCUAUUUAGACCUGGGCAUCGCUUUGUUAAAACACAACAUUACUGUGCUGUAAUGCAAUCUUCAAAACACCAAAACAAAUGUUAUCAUCAAAGCGGCAAGUUCUGUCACAUCACUUGUUCACCACAGUUAUUUGUUUGUUUGUUUGUUUGUUUAAAAAACUUUUGUGUGCUUUAUUUUAGAGCCAAGUUGA